AUCUCGGAAGUCAGAGGGAAAGUGCACAGGCGGCCGGUAGACAGUUCUCUACUUGUAUGCACAUCUGCCUAGGCGGCUAGAGUGGCCCGCCUCAGCUCGAAUGCCUGGAGGUCUCGCGGCUAGAGCGGUCCACCUAGAACGCCAGCUUGCGGCUAGAGCGUCGCCUCCGCGCGAAGCCGCGUGUGACCUUCCCUCCCGCGGAGAGAUGCUAACGGCGGGUGCCUGCCGCCUGUGGAGCCCGCGCCUUGGGCUCCGGGGCGCCGCGUUUUGCCUCGUCAGGCAACAGGUGCCCGGUGUCUGUGCUGUGCGGCAGCUGAGGAGCAGCAGCCACCAAAGGGGUGAGGCGCUCGCUAGCGCGCCCCUGGAUAAUGCCCCCAAAGAGUACCCUCCUAAGAUUCAACAGCUGGUCCAGGACAUCGCUAGCCUCACGCUCCUGGAGAUCUCAGACCUCAAUGAACUCUUGAAGAAAACGUUGAAGAUCCAGGAUGUCGGCCUCAUGCCAAUGGGUAACGUGAUGCCUGGUGCUGUCCCUGCUGCAGCAGCCCCCGAGGUGCCAGAGGAGGAGGACCUCCCCAAACAGAAGGAACAGACACAUUUCACUGUCCGCCUGACAGAGGCGAAGCCUGUGGACAAAGUGAAGCUGAUCAAGGAGAUCAAGAACUACAUCCAGGGCAUCAACCUUGUCCAGGCAAAGAAGCUGGUGGAGUCCCUACCCCAGGAAAUCAAAGCCAAUGUUGCCAAAGCUGAGGCUGAGAAGAUCAAGGCGGCCCUGGAAGCAGUGGGUGGCACUGUGGUUCUAGAGUAGCCCCCAAGCGCUGAGGACUUAUGGACUGGAGGCCUGGGAUGGGGUGAGGCCCUGCCCACCCACACCGGCCCACUCGGCUCCCAGCACCAGGCUCCCAGACCGGGGGUUAGAGGGCUGCAGCGACUGGUGCUAGUGGCUGGAUCCGCCUGGGAGGGGCAAGAUGGACCUCCUGUGACGGGGAGGGAUUGCGGGAUUGCGGCCGCAGCUUGUACAGAGCACUGAGGCCACUCCGGAGCUCGCCAAUCCACACAUGCCCCUCUGGUGGCUGCUGAGGAAAAUACACUGUUGAGGCUGGUGUGUCUGA
This is a messenger RNA of Heterocephalus glaber (naked mole-rat), 1109 nucleotides long. RefSeq names its product mitochondrial ribosomal protein L12 (gene Mrpl12). Gene Ontology annotation, molecular function: structural constituent of ribosome; mRNA binding. Gene Ontology annotation, biological process: translation. Gene Ontology annotation, cellular component: ribosome; mitochondrial large ribosomal subunit. NCBI's taxonomy places the organism in Eukaryota, Metazoa, Chordata, Mammalia, Rodentia, Bathyergidae. The record is from RefSeq and is a predicted model, not a curated record.